Molecule: messenger RNA, 1254 nt
Organism: Symbiodinium sp. CCMP2456
Lineage: Eukaryota; Dinophyceae; Suessiales; Symbiodiniaceae
Source: the annotation of a GenBank genome assembly
AUGCAAGUAUGCCUCUUUCUCGUUACGACCACGGUUGUCGCUCUCAACUCGCUGUAUUUCAAGCGGAUGCUCAACUGCUACCGCAACAUUGGAGGCUUUGAGCAGCAUGACUACUCGGUUUUCGUGUCCGUCUUCGACAUCCUGCUUUGGGCACUCUUCAUGUCCGCCGUCGCGCGUGCCACAGGUGCCAGACCGUUGCAGCUGGCUGCGUUCCCUCGUCGGGCCUUGCUCCGUGUGGCCGCCGUGGACCAGCUAGGAACUCUCUUGGCCAGUGUGGGUGCGACUCACCUUGCCGGCCAGGUUCAGGUGCUGAUGAACCAGUCUGUGCUGCCGCUGACCAUACUCCUGUCUUUGCUGCUUGGCCGACGCUUUUCAUCAGGGCAGCUCCUUGGUGCGGGGGUAGUUCUUGCCGGCGCCGUCUCGGCCGUGCAGCUCAAUGGCGCGGCUGUGUCGGCUUCACAGCUACUCCUACGAAGCCUCUUCAUAUUUUCGGCCGCACAGGUGGCUGUGGCAUCUGCCACCCUUCUCAAGGAGGCGCUCUUGCAAAGGCCCGCAACAAGCCAGCGCACAAACGAGUUCGAUGAGGCGAUCUCACUGGGCGUAGCGAUCGCUUGGAGGCGAGUGCCUAUGGGCAUUGCCCUAGCGCUUCUCGUUCCGCUGAGGGUGCAGUCACACAGCCGAGGCUUGUGGGCAGACCUCCGUGAUGGGUUCCUCUGCUUCUGUGGACAGCAGCCUCGCUUUGGAGACCUCGGCUGCCCUGCUGCCGCCGGGACGACCUUCAUGAGCGUCGGCUUCUACUCUCUGCAGACCUUCCUUUGCCUGAGGCUCACGCAACAGGCCGGCGCCACCAUCCGCAGCAUUGCAGCGGUGACAGCCCUUCCGCUCGCCCAGCUGCUUUUUGCGCAUUUUUCAGGUUCCGAAUCCGAAGGAGAGGAGCUCGGCACAAGGUCAUUGAUGGGGCUGGUCCUUUGCCUCGGCGGCUUUGCCAUCUACACCUCUGCGGAGAAGAGGAAGGACGGGGCGCCCCAGCCUAGUGGCCUUGAGGAGCUGGAGGAGCGUCUACGAAAGCUGGAGCUGGAUGUGCAGAGCGAUCUCCCAAAGCCGGCAGCAGAAGACGAGGGCACCAAGAUCCUCCAAGCGGCGGACAACCUCGCCCUUUCGGGCGACGAGCGCAGUCGCAGAAGAGCCUUGGUUCAGAAUGUCAACCGUCUGCUGGACUCGAUUCCGGAGGCAUCGUCCGGCAGCCGACCUUGA